Molecule: messenger RNA, 3303 nt
Organism: Aspergillus nidulans FGSC A4
Lineage: Eukaryota; Fungi; Ascomycota; Eurotiomycetes; Eurotiales; Aspergillaceae
Product: putative DUF814 domain protein
Exons: 5
Coding region: 1-3303 (1100 amino acids)
Cellular component (GO): cytoplasm
Source: RefSeq, a predicted model, not a curated record
AUGAAGCAGAGAUACUCUUCUCUGGAUGUUCAGGUAAUAUCCAAAGAACUGGCCUCAGAACUAGUUGGCCUUCGCGUGUCGAACAUCUAUGACCUUUCAACAAGAAUCUUCCUGUUCAAAGUCGCCAAACCCGACCACCGCAAACAACUGAUCGUUGACUCUGGUUUCCGCUGCCAUGUGACUCAAUACUCGCGAGCAACAGCAGCAACGCCCUCCGGCUUCGUGAGCCGCCUUCGCAAAUACCUCAAAUCCCGCCGCAUCACUUCAGUAACCCAAAUCGGCACUGACCGCAUCAUCGACUUCAGCUUCAGCGAUGGCAUGUAUCACAUGUUGCUCGAGUUCUUCGCAAGCGGGAACAUCAUUAUCACCGACCGAGACUACACAAUUAUCGCGCUUCUUCGUCAGGUACCAGGUGGUGAGGGAAUGGAGGAAGCAAAGGUCGGUUUGAAGUACACCGUGACGAACAAGCAGAACUACAGCGGCAUUCCGCCGAUCACGCGAGACCGAAUUCGAGAGACGCUGGAGAAAGCGAAGGCUCUUUUCGCGCAGGAAAACGACGCGCCCAAGAAGUCGAAGAAAAAGAGUACAGACGUUCUGCGUAGGGCUCUAUCCCAGGGAUUCCCAGAAUACCCACCGCUCCUACUGGAUCAUGCCUUUGCAACUCGAGCCGCUGACCCCGCAAUGCCGCUCGAUCAGGUCCUGGGCGAUGCGGGUCUUAUUGAUGUGGUCUUAGGUGUUCUAGAGGAGGCACAGAACGUAACCAAGGAUUUGUCUGCGGAUAAAGCACAUCCUGGGUUUAUUGUUGCGAAGGAAGAUACACGUCCAAAGCCGCCAGGACCGGAGUCUGAAAAAAACGACUCGCCCUCGAAGCCUGCUCUACUCUACGAAGAUUUCCAUCCAUUCAAGCCGCGACAGUUUGAAGGAAAGGACGGUUUCACCAUUUUGGAAUACCCUUCUAUGAAUGCGACGGUCGACGAAUAUUUCUCAUCCAUCGAGUCCCAGAAACUAGAAUCACGAUUGACGGAACGGGAGAGUGCGGCCAAGAAAAAGCUCGAUUCGCUGAGGAGUGAACAUGAAAAGCGCAUUGGGGCUCUUGAGCAAGCCCAAGAGUUGCAUAUUCGGAAGGCAAGCGCUAUCCAGGACAAUAUGGAUCGUGUGCAAGAGGCAAUGGAUGCUGUCAACGGAUUAGUUGCGCAAGGCAUGGACUGGGUUGAAAUUGCGCGUUUGGUAGAGAUGGAGCAGAAACGCGGAAACCCAGUCGCAAGUCUAAUCAAAUUGCCGCUGAAACUCCACGAGAACACAAUUACGCUUUUACUCAGGGAGGCUGGAGAUGAAGGAUAUGAGGUAGAGGAGCUUUUCUCAAGCGACGAGUCUGAAGAUUCUGAUGAGGAGGAAGGGAAGGGAGCAGCAAGCCCGCAGAAGAAACCCGAAGGUUUGACGAUAGAUAUCGAUCUCGGCCUUAGCCCUUGGGCCAACGCUUCACAAUACUACGAGCAGAAGAAGGUGGCUGCGGUCAAGGCUGAGAAAACAUCACAAUCUUCUGCAAAGGCGCUAAAGAGCCACGAAAGGAAAGUUCAGGAUGAUCUCAAGCGUAAUCUGAAGCAGGAGAAGCAGGUCCUGCGACCUGCUAGGAAGCCUUUCUGGUUCGAGAAAUUCCUCUUUUUCGUCUCUUCGGAAGGAUAUCUAGUUCUUGGUGGUCGCGACUCUAUGCAAAGCGAAAUGCUCUACCGUCGAUAUCUCCGGAAGGGGGACGUAUUCGUACACGCCGACCUGGAGGGCGCCACGCCAAUGAUAGUCAAGAACAAACCAGGAGCGUUGAGCUCUUCCAUAUCCCCAACGACCCUAUCACAGGCGGGCAAUCUUUGUGUUGCGACUUCGACGGCGUGGGACUCGAAAGCAAUUAUGUCCGCAUACUGGGUUGAUGCGGCCCAGGUAUCCAAGACUUCUGCUGUCGGCGACCUUCUACCUGUUGGCGAAUUUCUUGUCAAAGGGGAAAAGAAUUUCCUUGCCCCGUCACAGCUAGUUCUGGGCUUUGCUGUAAUGUGGCAAAUUAGCAAGGGAAGCCUCGUCAACCAUAAGAGCUUUAGAUCUGAAGAAGCACUUGUUUCGCAAGCUCGGGUGACAGGCGAGGAUAAUAUUGCUAAUGUUCAGGAAGGAAACCCAGAUAAGCUUAUUCAGGCUUCCGAGAAGGCUGACGGGGCGGAGGAACAGAAGCAGGAGCAGGAAGAGGAACAAGCGGAAGGUUCAGAGGAGGCGGAGACGCACAAAGAAGAAGUUACAGAUCUCGCAGGUACCGUUGAACAAGAGGAUACGCAAGAGAAUGAAGGCCAAGGCGAGGCAGACGAAGAGGCGGAAGGACAGGACGAGAAGGACGAGCGGGCAGAUGACCAGUCGGGAAAGGACGACGCCGAAGGCGUAGCUACCCCACGAUCCCAAGGGAAGCGACACCUCUCUGCAAGAGAAAAACGCCUACUGCGCAAAGGGAAGCCUAUUGACACACCAACUGCGAGGUCCGAAGCUGCAAGCGACCGCUCAACACCAGCAGCUAACGGAACGUCCACUGGGCCCGAAACAAAGCCCGCCCCAGCCCCAGUCCGCGGCCGUAAAGGCAAAGCAAAGAAAGCUGCAUCCAAAUAUGCGGAUCAAGACGAGGAGGAACGAGCACUGGCGCUUCGUCUUUUGGGCGCAAACAACGCCAAAGCACAGAAAGCCGCCGCCGAAGCCGAGGCGAAGGCGAAACGGGAGAAAGAAGCUGAAGAGGCAAAGAAGCGCCGCAAAGCGCAACACGAACGAGCCGCCCAGGCGGAGCGCAAACGACAGGCUUUGUUUGAGGAAGGAGCAACUGAUGACUAUGACGAGGAAACUGCCGCUGCCGAAGCGGCUGAUCUUGAAUGGCUACCUGCACUCGUGGGGACGCCUCAUGUCGACGACGAAAUCUUGGCGGCUAUCCCGAUAUGCGCGCCGUGGUCUUCUCUUGGUCGAUACAAGUACCGAGUCAAGUUACAGCCUGGAACAGUGAAGAAGGGCAAGGCCGUCAAGGAGAUUCUAGGACGAUGGUUGGCUGAGACUACAACGGGCAAGGUUAAGAAGGAGCAUGCUGAGGAUCUGGGAAUUAGUCGAGUCGCUGCAGAGAGACUCCGCGCCAAAGAGGGUGAGUUGCUCAAGGCAUGGAAGGAUACUGAGAUCAUCAACACCGUACCAGUAAGCAAGGUACGGAUUAUGAUCGCUGGCGGUGGCGGCGACAAAGGCAAGGCGAAGGGCGGGGGUGGUAACAAGGGAGGUAAAGGUGGUAAAAAGAAAUAG